CUCUGCGGGGUCUGGGUCUGGAGCGGAGCGCGCAGAGCCUGCCGAGGCCGCCACGCCGGGGCCACGCUGAGGUCGGCGGCGCCGCGGGGUCCGGGGAGCCUGCUCGCUGCUCCGUCCGCUCCCGGCCAGCUGUGCAGGCGGCUGGAGCCGCAGCGGCGGCAGCAACAGCAGCAGCCCCGGCAGGAGUAGCAGCGAGGACUCGAGCGCGGGCGGCAGCGGCGACACCAUGGAUCUGUCCUUUAUGGCCGCGCAGCUGCCCAUGAUGGGAGGCGCCUUCAUGGACUCGCCCAACGAGGACUUCAGCACGGAGUACUCCCUCUUUAACUCCUCCACCAACGUCCAUGCGGCCUCCAACGGCCAGGGCCAGCUGGAGGAGCCUCCGCGGUCCUCCAACGACGCGGUCUUGCUCUGGAUUGCCAUCAUAGCGACACUGGGGAACAUUGUGGUGGUUGGGGUGGUGUAUGCCUUCACCUUCUGAGGUUCAGGGCGCCCGCGAGCUCCAGGCCGGCUCAGGCGUGCUGGGCUCACAGCCUCGGGGCACCGGCACUGUUGGCCUUUGGCUCUGCCCACCUCCUGGAACCAGGAAUUCUGACCACGCGCCCACGGCCUCUCCAGGGGCAGCGACCGGGCAUCAGGAAUUCCCCCAAGCAGCCCUGAUUUCCAGUGUUCUGUGCUGAGGUCAAGCUGAUCCAGAAAACAUGGGAGUGUGAGCUUCCAGCCCCUGGUGGCGUGAUGGGGCCAAGCCUUGGUGAGGAGCAAAUUGGGGAAUUUUGAAACUGUAUUCCAAGAACGUAAGACGAGAGGAAACAGCCGGAUAGGUGUGAAAUAUGGACGUGGUGGGACGAUCGCUUCCUGGCAGUAAAUAAUCACGUAUGUGUCUUGUUUUUAUGCCAACUUACCACACCUCGGGUGUGGGGUGCUGGGCAAGAGCAGCGCUCAAAACUGGAGUGUUCCCAGCCCAGCCUUGGUCUCCCACUCAGCCCUUUGGAAUGCGGUGGUGGUGACCUGGGCCAUAGAAUGUUCCUCGUUUGACUUGGACAGGGCACCUUUGUCACCAGACACUUGGCCCCUUUUGAGACCCAGGUGCAUCAGGAAAUCCAAGGACAGGGGGAUGACUGUGACGCGGUGAGAUGUCCAUGGGUGGGGGGUUCUCUGCCGGACAGAGAGAAGCAGCACCUUUAAACCGUAGAUCUGCCGGUGGUCAGGUCUUCAGACCAGCCGCCGGAAGAUGCUCUUUCCUCUCCGAGAAAUCUCGGGAUUUAGAGAUGACAGGCUCACGCCCACCUGAUCUUCUGACAGCUGGGAGAGAGAGGCACGAUUUGCCCGGGAUCACAGGGCAGGAGGGAUGUUUCCUGACUCAGCCUGGGGCUCUCUCGGCCGGCCGGAUGAAGCACUCUCUUAAGCAAAUCCCUGCUUCUCAGCUGCUUUCGGGGAGAAUGCCCAGAGGGUCUGGAAGCUGUGUGCCAGGGGUGGGAGUGGGGGCAGCGGGGCGGGGGGCAGGGUGCUCAGACACCUGCAUUUUACACCGGGUCUGGCUCCCGUGUUCUCUUGCAGGCGUGAAUGUGCUCUGUCCGAGUCAACCUCCUUAACCGUCCUCCGAGUCAGUGGCUGGGGGUCUGGCAAGGAAGGGAGCCUUCCGUGCAGACCAGCACAGGAUGGGACACACUGGGAGAGAGGGGUAGCAUGGAGAAGGACUCACUCUUCUGUCCUUAGGAAAGGCACCUGCAUGGUACCCCCCCUUCCCCAGAUAGCUCCCCUGUGCCGAGCAGAGUGGGAGAGGCUCACAGACACGCUCCCUCGCUUGCAGGCCAGGAGUGGCUAUCUCCUUGCUUUCUCCCCGUGCUGUGCAAAAGAACAUAAGUGGUCUAAACUUCCCCUCUGUGGUGGGGAAACUUAAAAAGACUGGGUGGGAAGCCCUGGUGCCGUUUGGGGACAAUUGCAAAAAGGCUGAUUGUGUCCCCGUGGUCUCAGGAGACAUGGCUGUUCCUGAUGACAGGCAAGGGGACAUCUUCAUUGUCCAGAGGCAGCCACUCGUCUGCGAGGUUGGCGCUGAGCUGCUGUGAUAACAGGAUUACCAGCCCGACCUCCAGACAGUGUCCGCAGACGGCCGCCAGCUCCUAUCAGCCACAUCUGUCUGUGCGGCCAUGCGUAAACCCACGAAGGCUUUGGCUCAAGUGGAGGUGGCGAGUGCAGAGCGGGCGUGACCUUCGCAGAGAGGGAGAAGGGAUGGGGGACCUUCUGCCUGGGAUCCUUCUGGAAUCACUGACAGGGCCGUGCUCUCAGCAGGACCAGGUCAGGGGGGCUGGGCUAGGGGGUCAGCCGUUGCACACCCAUCAUCCCAGCUGCUUCUUGAGCAAACGCUUCCCGGUCUCAAGCCCCCAUGCGUGCCCCAUGAGCAGGGGCUUUCUGAGACAGGUGUCUUCCUGAGAACCCAAGGAGGAGGUCCAGAGCCGGGGUGGGGAGGAGCCAAGGCGCUGCUUGGUGUCUUGGGGGGUCGGGGGUCACUACAGCCCAGAUAUUCUGAGUCCUUACCUUCUGACCCCACAUCCCCAAAGGAGCCCCGUAGAGAGGCAGGUGGCGGCUCCUGUUCUCCAAUGGCCUGUGGCGAUGGCAGUGGGAGCUCUAGAAGAUUCUGUGUGCUGUGACUGGGGAGGAGCAGAGCGUGUGGUCCCCGCUCUGAGUAUCUAGGGAAGCCCUGGCAGGCCAGGGGUUCUCUGGAUAAUUAUGGGCACGGGGGUCUCCCCCCGAAGGCUUUCUUUUCCCCUGGUGUAAAUGCCAGUUAAAUUCAACUUUCAAGGAUUUCUCCCUCUUCAGUUAGGGCCACAGACACAGCCUAGAGCCUAGGGGCCAUCUUGUCCAAAGUCUGCAUUCGGGGUCACUCCAUCCCAGUCUCCUAUGAUGUUUGGAUCUGGUUUUUUCCACCAUUACUUAGGUAACAACAAGGAUAGAUGUGCACGUGAACGUCCAAUGAAGGGUAAAGGGCAGAUUUCCAGCCAGAGGGUGUGCUGUGCUGUCCCUCCUGCUGUACUCAGCUGGGCCCUUGGAUGUUAGGUAACGGGCAGGAGGCACCGUCCGAGCAUUGUGUCCAGGCACCGUGCUAGACCCCCAUGCACCUGUUUUAUCUGUACGAUCACCUUACAGCAUCGUUGCUCCAAUACAUAUGGAACCAGAAGCUCAGAGGAGCAGAGCAACUUGCCCGAGGCCACACAGCAUGAAAGUGACAAGCUGGGAUUUGAGGCUGGACCCUUGGGCUGUACAGCCAGCCUCUUUCCACCACACCACACUGCCUUCAGUGGCUGGGGUGCCACCUCCAGGGCACAUUUAAGCCAGGCUCUGGGUCUACAGAGGCUGUUCCCCAAGGUCCUGUGUCGUGGUGUGGCCCGGGGCCGGCUCUGGCUUCCUCCACAAGCCAAAGUCUGACUGUCCUCAGAAUGGGGCACACUCGUCCCCCUGCCCAUUGCCCUCUCUCUGUCCAAGCUUCAGGGACGGUGGUCCCUGUCAUUUGCCCCUCUCUUUAAAGCUGAGCACAGGUGUUUUUGUCUGGCCAGAGGCGUGACCAGAGAGCAGCUUUCCUGGGACACAUGCAGAAGGACCCUGGCCAAGACCUGGAGCCCAGCCAAGGGGCCCACACAAGGACUUAGGCUCAUGCAGCCAUAACUGCAAGGAAAGUCGGGACGGUCCGUCUGGUGGGUGAGGCUCCAGCCCAGCUCAGGCCCCCUGCUGAGCCCCACGACUCUCCUGAGCAGGUGGGACCGAGGUUCCUCUCUCAGACCCCAGCCUGGGGCUCCCAUCAGGCUUCUCCUGGGUGCGGUUGGCUCCGGAGCCCACCUUGACUUAAUGAGCCAGCGCUGGGAAAGAAGGGGCUUGCCUCUUCGGUGGCUGCUCUUCAGAGAAGGGGUCCUGCACUUGCUAGAAUGUUCUCCAUGCUUGGCCCUCCACAUGCCUCCCCAUCUUCCCUCAACAAGCCAUAGGUGCCCCAUACCCGUGUUUGUCUGCAUGUGGGACACUUCACUGAACAGAGCAACACGUGUUUGAGGAGGGCAGUCACCGGAGCUUUGGAGGAGAGCCUGGAGGACACCUCAGCCAGCUGUGUUCCGAGGGGGUGCCGCCUCCCAUGUGGGCCUGGGCGAGAUGACCAUGCUGCUGUCCCUCCCUUUUCCUGAGAUCCAGGUCAAGAGGCAGAUGAGAUUCCCCUGGUCUCCCUCCCCUCCAGAGAGAGGCAAUUUGCCUCCUUUGAGGAGAUCCCUGGGAUCAGAGGGAGAAAGUUAGGGAGGGCAGGCUAGGACCACUUGGCUGGAGAGGCAACAGGCCGGUGUCCAGCUUGUUCUAAAUGGAAGACCUGGAUGCCGGCCAGACCACUAGCAUAUGUUGGAAUCCCUCCCUGGAGACUGGAGAGACUCGGCAGUCGUCUGCUCUGCUGCCUGCUUCCUUUCAGACAAGUGCUCCUGUCCUUCUUCAGGAGCGUGACCUUCUUUCAUCAUUAGCAGUGAUAGCAUUAAUAAUAAGUAUCCUUACUGUUGUCAUUUAUCAUGCAUCUUCCUUGUGCUGUGCUCUGUUCAUAUCCCAUUUAUUUCUCAACUCACCCCUCGGAGGCAGAAGUGAGGUGUGGAGAAGGGCACGUUAAUUAUUGUCCCAUUUUUCUGCUGAGAAAACUGAGGCCAGGCCAGUGGGCCUGAGAACCUGCAACUAGAGAGCUGUGGUUAAGAUCCACCUCCGCUGGCUCUCCAGGCUGGAUGGCUACCCUAUGUCUCCGUGCGUGCACACUGUCCACAGUGAGCCCUCUGGAACGGACCCUCUCAGAACAGGGACUCUGAGGCUGGAGCUGUUUGGGUCCUGGAUCGUGGAGUUCAAGUGUGGGUCCCGGAAGUCGGGCAGGAGCAGUGCACUGGUGUUUAGCAGUCUGAGAACCUCACAGCGGUAAAGAGGCAUUAGAGAGCCUCCAGUUAGAACCUGCAAUAUUGGGGAGGGCAAAUAGGGCCACACGGGAAAGGAGGGGAGACCGGGCAAGUCUCCAGCUGCCUGGUCCAGGAUAUCAUCUCCCAGCCUGCUGUGCAUUCAUUGGGGGGCACAGAGAUGGCCCUGGAUUACCAGCGCCAGCCCCAGGACAGGCAUCUCACUCCCUGCCAGCUGUCACCCUUUCCCCCCACCCUGCGCCAUGUCCUGGGACCUGCCCUUUGACCAUCCCCAGAGUGAGUCCUAGGUGGGCUGGGCUGCCCUGAUGGGACGACCAAGGAGCUGUGCUCAGGGGGCCAAAGGGAGUGGUCAGAGCUGGAAUGUCCUGUAGUGGCCUGCUGCAUAGGGCCCUGGCCUCCGUCAUUCAGUGACAGGGACAUAGACGGGCUUGCUGAGCUGAGCGCUGAGAACCCAGGGGGACGGAGUUCAUAAUCUCUAAGCAUAAAAACGAGCCUCUCUGAGAAACUCAGGUCAUCAGCAUCAAGCAGUAGCCAGAUGUUCCCAGAAAGUCACUUCUGAGAUGAGACCUUGGCCAUUUUCUUUCCCCUUUUCUGGGGGGAUGUGACAGGGGACAAAAGAGUGCAAACUACAGUGACUGAAGAGAGGACUGAUUCCCCCAGAGUGAGAAGAAGGGUAGCUCUCGUGAGUUAACGGAAUGGUUGAAAGUACUGAAAAUUGAGUACAUCAAUUUUGGAACGUAAGUCUGUGUUGUUCUGAGUCACUGGGAAAGUCAUAGUUUUUUUUUUUUGAUCAGGAGAGAUAAUAAAAGCAGAGGAAGCCCUUGGAGAGACAGGACAGACUGCACGGAACCCAGGCCGCACCCCAUGCCCAUCCUUUGGCCUCGGUGCAGGCUUGCACCUGCCAGGAUCCAUCCAGAAGCUUUAAUGAGUCUCCAUCCUCCACUUUGGGCCUUUUUUUUUUUUUUUGAGAUUCUAUUUAUUUAUUUGAUAGAGACAGCCAGCUAGAGAGGGAACACAAGCAGGGGGAGUGGGAGAGGAAGAAGCAGGCUCACAGCAGAGGAGCCUGAUGUGGGGCUUGAUCCCAGAAUGCUGGGAUCACGCCCUGAGCCGAAGGCAGAUGCUUAAUGACUGCGCCACCCAGGUGCCCCGCCUUUGGGUCUUUUUGCAGCUGACUUCCCGCCUUCCCAGAAGGAGGGCUGAGACCCGUCCUGUCUUGGGAAUUAGUCUGGACAGAUACACAAGGCAUAUUUGCAGGGAUAUUUGUGUGUUGUGGCACUUGGGUUAAUCCAGAGCCCUCAUUCUUCCCUGAGCCCCUCCACGUGGCUAAGCAGCCACCAGCGACCCCAGUGUCUGUCCCACCAAUAUCUUAAGGAACGAGAGAAUCACCACACUUAGGAUUCAAAGCAUUAUCCCAGCAAUCAAGAUGAUUCUGACCAGGGCUCUGCAAGCUGGUAGGAGGGGAGUUUCCAAACUUUUACACUUGAGGGUACAGAGUCUCUGGGAGGUUUUGGGAGUUUGCCAGCUCAGGCAGGCCAGCAGGAGAGCGGGGUCUUGAGCCCAGGCCAUCUAUGUAGCAAUGUUUCUGAACCAUUAAGCCAGUGGUUCUCAACCUUGGAAAAUUCUGUACUUCGGGGGACCUUGGGCAACGUCCGGAGACAAUUUUGGUUUUCACAACUUGUUGGGAGUCAGUGUUCUCCUGGCAUCUAGUGGGUAGAAGCCAGCAAUGCUGCCGCAUGCCCCCCAACAACAAAGAAUUGAUGAUCUGGCCCCAAAACACCAACAGGGCUGAGGUGGGGAAACCCGGCGCUAGACAAUGCUUUCUCUGAACCCAAAACCAUGGGUGUUUUCCAAAGUCCCGCUUUCCCCCAUUUUUGAGUCAUGGAAUAAAUCAGAGCUCCUCCGGGCAACAGCAGUAAUCAUGGGGGCUGCCCCGAGUUCUGAUAAUCGGAGGGCAGUGGUCUGCAGCCUAGCAAGUCCUUUGGGGAUCCACGGACUCUCCAUCCCCACCACCUUGGGCUUUCAAGGGGAGACUGUGCCUGAAUGAUGGAAGCCCUACAAAGUGGAUGGGAAAGCGGGGCUGAACUUGUCCAGGUAACUGUGGUCUUUGGGGCCUGGAGGGACCUGAUCUCUGCCAUGUAUCUGAGCAGCACAGCUGGGGUGGGGGGCGGGCUGGAGUGGGGAGCAGAGGGGAGCUUAGAAGGGAAGAGGAUGGGAGGGGCUGCCUAACAGUCUUUACAAACCUACAUCUUCACCUUGUUUUUGACUCUUUUCCACGUGCCCCACCCCUUUCCCCCCGCUCCCCACCAGCUUGAAGGCAUAGUCACACUUUCUACUCUUUAAAAUUUUACGGAAACCUUACUCUUGUUAGGAGCCGCUCUCCAGAGACCAGUUCUUCAUGCAGAGAGAAUCAGAAACGUUUUUGUGUCUGACGAAUGUUUUCCUAAUCAACUUGUAAGUAGUUUACUGAAUUACAAAAAAGUAUUUUAACUAUUCUUGUAAUCCUUUGCUACUCAAGCCCUCUGGUUUCACGAUGAGAGCAGUAACUUUUACUACAGUGAAAAGGCGAUUUCUUAAUGUAGGGCUUCAGUGCGCUCUUUGAAAAGUAGCUAACCUUGAUGGAUGUAAAAAUGUGGCUGUGGAAUCAUGUCCCUUUGUUAGCACUGUUGCUUUUGUCCUUUUCUAUUAUUAAAAACAGAACUUAACUUUAA
Molecule: messenger RNA, 7621 nt
Organism: Ailuropoda melanoleuca (giant panda)
Lineage: Eukaryota; Metazoa; Chordata; Mammalia; Carnivora; Ursidae
Gene: C14H14orf132
Product: chromosome 14 C14orf132 homolog
Exons: 2
Coding region: 227-478 (83 amino acids)
Source: RefSeq, a predicted model, not a curated record